CACUGGAAAGGUAUCCGAGCGCAUGUGGGGAGGGGACAUUAUUCUACAUCACAUCACACGGCGUUACAUGGCGUCCCUUCCAGCGACGCACUUGCUCGCGUUCUCCGUUUCUGACCCAUAGGAUCUUACAUGUUUUGACUUGCAAGCACUGAUUUGAGUCUGUCAUCAUUGCGGACACAUUGCAACAUGCAGUGAUGCACUGACGCGAAGGCUAUGGGUUCAGGUGCAUCCUCUCCGAAUAUUGCCAUCAUCGGAGAUUUUUUUGCACCAUUCCGAUAUGCUAGGUGUGUGGGACGUAAAUAAAAGAAGCGCAUGAUGUCGCUUUCCUUCGAGGAUGUUUGCUGAUGUACAGCAUGAGAAGACCUAUGAUUUUAAGACUGACAUUCUUCUGGUAAUAAAGAGAAGAAACUGGGACAUACAAUCAUUUUACCUUCUGGAUAUCAGCAAAUUUGUCAGGCCAGAGUAUGCCAUCUGCACCAACUUACAGAAUCCUACGACCCCUCCUGCUUGGUAUCUUUUUGUUAGGAUGCUUUGUGACUUUGUUUUUAAUGUACAUCAAACCAUCUACGAGCUGGUUGUCAGGCCCGGUCGAGUCAGAAACAUCCACGGCCCGAGUGAAGAGCCUCCUUUCCACCCGAAGUGAGCAGAACCAGACCACCAUCCUGGUCUGGCUUUGGCCUUUCGGUGAAACCUACGACCUGAACGUCUGCAGCUCUUUGUUCAGCAUCGAUGGCUGCUUCAUCACCGCCGACCGAAACCUUUACAACAAAUCUGACGCCGUGGUCAUACAUCACAGGGACAUCACCAGCGACCUGUCCAACAUGCCUUCAGCAUAUCGGCCCACGUUGCAGAGAUGGAUUUGGAUGAACUUCGAAUCACCUUCCCAUUCAUCUCAGUUACCUGGAAUUGAAAACUUGUUUAAUUUAACUCUAAACUAUCGGCAGGAUGCUGAUAUAGAAGUGCCUUAUGGAUCGAUUGUCGCAGCCCAAGGAGAGGAGGACUUUGUGCCGCCAAGCAAGAACAAGCUGAUUUGUUGGAUCGUCAGCAAUUGGAACCCAGACCACGUCAGAGUGAAAUACUACAAUGAACUCUACAAGCACAUCGAGGUUCAUGCAUACGGACAAGCAUUUGGUGAGUACAUUUCCGACCAGGACUAUUUCCCUACAAUUGCAAGCUGUAAAUUUUAUUUGGCAUUUGAGAACUCGAUUCACAAAGACUAUAUCACUGAGAAAUUGUACAACCCGCUUUCGGUUGGCACCGUUCCCAUUGUGCUCGGACCACCAAGGGAGAACUAUCAGAACUUUGUGCAGGGAAAUGCUUUCAUCCACAUUGAUGACUUCCCGUCUCCGAAGGAGCUGGCUGAUUAUCUCCUGUUCCUUGAUAAAAACGAGGAGCUUUACCUGAAGUACUUUGACUGGCGUAAACACUUCAAGGUGAAAAAGGCGUAUUUCUGGGCCGAGCACACGUGUCUGGCUUGUGAUUACGUCAGAAGGCACAAUGAGUACAAAGCAAUUAACAAUCUUGACAAAUGGUAUUGGGGUUGAUUCACAACUGAACCACUGGACCAGAUUAAUGAAAGUGGCUUGACAAUAAGACCUUCAUAUAACUUAAUUUCAAUGAGGGUCUGUUGUGAGCACUUGCAGACUUUUAUUUUUGUAAAAUGUCCCAAAGUAGAUGUACAUUUAUUUCGUGUUCGGUUUCAUGCGUUUAUUAAUCUGGAUGCAAAUUAUGCAGUUUAGAGUUUAGUAUGUAUUUAUUUGGAAAGCUGAUUUUGACCAAAAUGCAUUUAAAGGGAUAGUUCACUCAAAAAUGAAAGUUCUGUCAUCAUUUGCGGACCGUCUUGUUGUUCCAACUCUGUAUGACUUUCUUUCUUCCGUGGAACAGAAGUAAAUUAUAUUUUGGAUUCAAAUCAUGCAUUUCAGAGUUAACAUGGAAGGACAUAAAAGGAGAUAUUUUGAAGAGUGUUUCAACUGUUUUUUUUUUUUUGUUUUUUUUUUUUUUUUUUUUGUUUUUUAGGGAAUCCUGUUUCUACCAUGGAAUAAAAAAAAAAAAAAUGUAACUGCAACUUUUUAUGUCAAAGUUCAGAGAAGUCAUAAGAUACAAACUUGUAAUUGCAAGGGGAAAAUUCAUACUUGUGAGAUAAAAAAACAAACAGUUGAGAAAAAGUCAGUUUUAUGUCGUGCUGAGAAACCAAGGCAGAAUUGUGAGGGUUUUUUAAUUCAGUGGAAAUGGGCUUCCAUAGUUUUUACCAAUACAACAAACGUCAAUAGGAUCCAGAAUAACACACAAAAGUAAUUUUUCAAAAUCUUAAUUUCUGUUCUGCAGAAGAAAGUAAGUCAUACAGAUUUGAAAUGAUAUGAGGUUGACUAAAUGAGAUAAUUGUAAUUUUUGUGUGAAAUAUCGCUUUAAAGUUCAGUUUUGGUGUUUUCAUACACCUAACUACACAUUAUACAGGAAAUCUGUUUAUUUGAUGAGAACCGAGCAGUUUCUGAAACUAAGAUUUUUAUGCUUUAUUUAUAUCAUUAGUUAUUGUGUAAAUGUUAGUGCUAGAGUCAUCUAUGCAGUGUUUACAGAACUUAUGUUGUGCAAAAUGUCCAUGUACUGUAAAUGUAAUGUGUAUGUAUUUUGAGACAACCUGCCUUUCAUUUCCAUGGUUUUGGAUGUUGUUUUGCGCAUUCAUAUUUUACCAUGCCAUAAUGGACACCUUAGUGACCAACAUUGCAUUUGCUACUGAAAAACAAACAUGCCAGAAGUGCGUCAUUGCUGAUAAUGUUUUACUGUACUGAAUAACUGCUGAUAAUAUCACUGUUAAGUAUCUUACAUGGCUUGAAUAUGUGAUACUGUGAAGUAUCAAUGUGUACUGUGAAGUUCUGUCUUUGAAAUAUUUAAAUGUCACUUUUGUUUAACAGUAAAGUGAUGAAUCGAGAGCAGGAGGCUAAUAUACAUACACUCAUGUGGGUGGUGCCAUAUUCACAGGAAUGCAGAAGACUUUUUUCCAAAUGUUGCCAAAUGUUUAGACACGCUUUGGUGUACGAGACAAAUGAAAUCAUAAUGUGAGAAGCAUAAUGACUCGCUUUUCCAGAUGCAAGCUUAGAACAUUUGUUUGCUGCCAAAGUUUUCUUUCUGAAAUAUGAUGCUGAUCUGAUAUCUCUGGGAUUCACAUCAUCCCAUUUCUCAGAUCGGCUUUCAUUUCAUGGUGAAGGACUGUUUUAGAUGUGCUUACAUACAUGUAGUCAGUCUAAUAUUAGAUGAGGGUGAAGAACUCUAUUAUUGAUCAAUGAGAACAGUUUCAACUGUGGAUCACAGACUGAGCUGAUAAUACUGUCACUGCGCAAAAAAAAAAAAAGGUUAUUGAAAGCUACAGUAUUUUGUCUUGUUUCCAGUAGUUAAAAAUUUAAACAUCCUUAGAUCAACAUAUUUUUACCUGAGAAGAAAUAGUGUAUGAAAAUAUAUGAUUAUAGUUUUAAGCAUAAAUCAAGCAUUAUUUUGAGAAGUUAAUGUUUAAAGGUGUAGUUCACCCAAUAAUUAAAAUUUUAUCAUCAUUUAUUCACCCUCAUGUCUUUCGAAUUUUACAUUUUAGGGUGAACUGUACCUUUAACAUAUUUUUCCUAAUUUUUAGCAUAAACUUAACUGAAUUUUGCUAGCUUUAUCCUUAAAGCAAAAUAAAUAAUAAUAACAAAAUUAAUAAUUAACUGAAAAAUAAUUAAAUAAAUAAAUAAAUAAAUAAGCAUGCACUUAAGCAAGCCAAUGGGUAACAAAAAAGUGAAUUUAUUUAUAUUGAUGUAUUUUACAUUAAUUUAAGGUAUACAUUUUAUCCUGGGAUUUGAACCCCUGGCUCUGUCAUUGCAAACAGCAUGCACUACUGUUUCAGCUAACAGAAUGCAUUUGGUAUCUUAAAAAACUAUUAUAUUGUCACUGAAACAGGUCUUAUUUACAUAAACAAUUAUGUAUCUCAAGCAGUGCUGGGUAGUAACUGAUUACAUGUAAUCUGGAUUACACAAUCAGAUUCAAAAAAUUAAGUACUUGUAAUUAGAUUAUAUUAUGUUUUAAAAUGCUCAUAAUCAGAUUACAGUUACUUUUUAUGGAUUACAUGAUUACACAUUAUUCACUGUAAUGUAAUGUUUAAUGCAUCUCAUGAUGUCGAUAACAAAGAAUGGAAUAUAUUUUCUUUCUCUUUGUUUUGUUUGUUUCUCUUUAUAUCAGUUUGGUACACAAUAAUCCCAUUAAAUCUAUGUGAUAAACAAGUUAGAUCAAAAGCAAUCUAAAAGUAAUUCAAAAAGUAGUCAGACUAAUUUAUAUAAUAUAUGUAAUCUGGAUUAUGUUUCUAACUACAAUAUUUCUCAUGUAAUUUGUAAUCAGUAAUGUAUUACAAUUUGUAAGUAAUCUACCCAGCCCUGGAUGUUUACAUAUUUUUACUGGAAACCAAGACAAAAGCAAUUAUGACAUUGAUUUUUGCUCUGCUAAUAUGAAAAAGCUUGGAAAAAGCACACUUUGAUAUUUGUGGUAAACGUUUUGUUUAUAAGAAUGAUAAUUUCCAGGCCCAGGCACUUACAAGUCAUGAAUCACAUAUAUUCUUCUUGUUUUUAUGCCUGAAGCACACAUGAUUGUGAGUUAUUGUUGUUGUUGUGUUGCAGUGUCUGUCAAAUUGAGCAUACUGUAUGAACAGUAACACCGUCAUCAGCGGUUAAAUAAUUCAUGCCUGGGAUUUUAACUUUUGUAUUCAUGAGGGACCAUCAGUUUUGAAAAAAAAGUGUGCUAUUUUAACAACGUCCAUCUGUAUAUUACUCAAAAGUGUGCACAAAGAGACAGACUUUUUUUAUAUGAACUCUGAUGAAAAUUGAGAUGACGUGUAGUAACACAAGCUCCACUACACAUCUCAGAUCAGUGUUUGUCGAAGAGAAUCGGUUUGCCGUGAAUGUUCUUUAUGCAUUGUAAAUAGCUGUAUUGUUGGACGAUUUCAAUCCUGUAGCGAAUGCCAUGAGGAUGAAGUGCUGAAAUGAGACGGACAAAAUAAGCCCUUUCUGAGCCUUUACACAGAGAAAGAAAAGUCUCCUGCUGAAGACAAAGAUGGCAGUGUUACGGAGAGGCCAUUUUCUGUCCCUAAAGCAUCUUUUUGGGAUUAGGAACUAGUCUUCUGAACACUGUUGAACUGGAAAACUUUAAAACCUAAAAGCUUCUCUCAUUCUCAAGUGUGAUUUAUUGAACUGAUGACAGUACAAAGAUGUAUUGUGACGAAAAAUGUGAACUGUGAAAAUAUAAUGAACUUUAUGGUUUCAUCUUGCUGUACAAAGUGAAUCAGAGAUUGCUUAUUUACUUACUGAGCAUAAUUACUGACUUGUAUUGAUUUGUGGUCUCUCUCUCUCUCCCUCUCUUCACCUCUGUGUAUUUAUCUCCUGUGCACAAAUGUUGGCUGUGAGCUCUUGGUACCCUUUAAAACAGCCUUUGCAUUAUGAGUGUGUUAGCGGUGUCUGACUCAGAGCCCCUGCUGACUCACACAUGUAGGCUGGUCGCACUGACGCCGGCAUGGAGUAUGAUAUCUCCUCUAUGCAUUAUGGACUCAAAUGCGAAAUGACCCACAUUCCUAUUGUGCUGAGGAACUUGAGGGUGUAUAGAACUGUUCAUUGCAACGUUAAUUGCCAAAACAUUGUUAUUUGCCAAAUAAUUUACUGUAGAUGUCUGUUAGUAAAAUAAAGAGCUGAAAAUAAAAAUACGUUCACAGAA
Molecule: messenger RNA, 5721 nt
Organism: Cyprinus carpio (common carp)
Lineage: Eukaryota; Metazoa; Chordata; Actinopteri; Cypriniformes; Cyprinidae
Product: 4-galactosyl-N-acetylglucosaminide 3-alpha-L-fucosyltransferase 9-like
Exons: 3
Coding region: 465-1544 (359 amino acids)
Cellular component (GO): membrane
Molecular function (GO): alpha-(1->3)-fucosyltransferase activity
Source: RefSeq, a predicted model, not a curated record